This is a messenger RNA of Emiliania huxleyi CCMP1516, 828 nucleotides long. RefSeq lists its product as hypothetical. The coding region runs from base 269 to 664 and encodes 131 amino acids. Lineage: Eukaryota; Haptophyta; Isochrysidales; Noelaerhabdaceae. The record is from RefSeq and is a predicted model, not a curated record. The transcript has a single exon.
GCGAGGUGGCGUGCAGCCCGCGUCUGUCGCGGAGAAGCCGGCGUCUUUCGCGGAGAAACCGGCGACGCCGUCGCCCAGAAAUCUCUCAACGAUAGAUGUCGAGACGAACGCGACUCAGCCAGCGGGUCAGUCAGAGGGGCUGACUGCGUCUCAGCCGAAAAGAAGGCAGGCAAAACCGAGGCCCGCCUUCGGAGCCCGAGAUGCUGUCGCUGCGGCCCUCGGACUCUCGGCUGCAGGUGCAGCGCAGUGGUGCUGCAGUACAAACCUCAUGGCGGCGAUGAUGGCCUUUGUACCAACACACGUGAGGAAGCCGGUCUGGUGCCUCGGUUCCGGCACGCUCGCCGCAGCCCUUCUUCUGCUUGUGCGCAUCACCAACCCUUCCCGGGCCGUCGUUAUCAACAGCGUGCUCUCAAAGCUCGUGCUCAACAGGGAGAGCCGGUCGACUCUUCCCUCCCUCGCAUUCGUCUUCAUCCUCGGCAUAAUCGCCGCGAUCAAAGCGCUUCCCGCGUAUGACUUGAAGCUGCUCUGGGCGAGUCUCAGCUCGCUCGCUGUCGUCGUGGGCGCCGCUGCCAUCAAGUUUGGCAAGAGGCCGAGCUUUGCCGAGCUGGUUGAGUGGGCCUUUGAUUCGAUCGCCUCGUCGGCGUCUUCGUCGGUGAGCAGGUGAUAAGCUAAGGCCGCCACUAUACCGCAGUGCCGCCACUAGCACAGAGGAUGCGACGUUGUGACGACGCCUUCGCCCUCCCUUGCCCCACCACUUGGUGUGUGGUGUGGGGUCAGUGGUGUGCUUUCUCAUGAAUAGAAGCCGGACACCACUACAAUCACAAAUAG